AUGACUCCAGAAGAAAGCGCACUUUUGUCUGAUUUUGGUGCCCAAUUAUUCUAUGCAAUCGCGGCCCUCAUUUGCACUUGUACUUUCUAUGGCAUCUAUCUUCUGGCAACAUCUAUUGCGUUUUACUUACUUUUCCGCAAAGGAACAACAGGUGGUCCUCGCAAAAUUCUUCUGGCUUGCCUUGUUUUACUUCUACUCACGUAUACAUGGGCUUUUGUGGUCAAAUGCGCUGCGAAUCUGGUCAACAUCCAAGCCGCGCUCGUGCAGAAUCAGUCAGGAGGGGACUUGACUACCCAAAUUGACAACGCCGCAAUCGCCGUUCUCCCAUACCAGUACAUGAUUGCGUGGCCUGUGACUCUCAAUCUCAUUAUCAGUGACUGUAUCGUUACAUGGAGAGCUUGGGUGAUUUGGACUGGAAGCAAACCGAUAAGAGGGUGCUUACUGAUCCUCGCAAGUGCUAGUUUCGUUGUAAACAUCGUUGAUUGCAUAUUCGACGAUAUCGCACUGAAAUCAUUCUGGGCAACUUCUGCGUGGGAUACAGCCGCUGCAUUUCUUUCGUUCGGGUUGAAUCUUGUAGCAACGCUACUCAUUGCGCUGAGGGUAUGGCAAUACCAUCAGGUGAUGAAGUCCUGGGUGAACCAUCACCGAACUUAUGCGGAGAACAUCUUGUUGGUCCUUGUGGAAUCCGGGGCUGUUUAUUGUGUAUUGCAGUUCGUGUACUCGAUGUUGAUACUCUUCAGUGAAAGGUCGUCUGGGGGGAUAACACCUCUAUUUAUUGCAACUUCGAUGGUAGUUGAGUGGUUCUUAGCCGCCUCGGCGAGUAUUCCAAGUUCUUCUGCUUUAUAUCCUGUCAGCGUUAUUAUCAUAGUCAACCUCGAAUGGUCGCCACUGGACUACACUCUCCGAAAUACCUACGCCUCGAAUGACGAAGCUGGAAAUCAUCGCGCUAGGGUAUCCAGUUUGAAAUUUGCGCAGGACACUCAAUUGGAAAGGUCCCAAAAAUUUGACAAUACAACUGCGAAUUAA
Molecule: messenger RNA, 1026 nt
Organism: Lentinula edodes (shiitake mushroom)
Lineage: Eukaryota; Fungi; Basidiomycota; Agaricomycetes; Agaricales; Omphalotaceae
Exons: 8
Coding region: 1-1026 (341 amino acids)
Source: RefSeq, a predicted model, not a curated record